GGUUGCAGCUGCAGCAGCAGGGCUUGUCCCCGCGUACAGUCACAGUGAGCAUGUGCAGAUCAGCCCCACUCCCGCUGCCUGAUACAGAGGCUUGUCUGUGCCAUGUUUGUGUAAUGUGUGCCUCUGCUGAACGCGAUUCACACGCAGCCGGCUCGCCCCUCUCACCCGUCUGAUGUUUUCUUGCUUCUGUUUCAGUCUUCAGGAUAAUUCCUUCAGCAGCACAGCUGUAGCGGAGAGCGAAGGUGAAGCAACCUCUCUACAUGAGGACCAAACUGUGUGUUCCAAGCUCAGAGAUGAAAAUAAUAAAGAGAAUUACCCUCAAAGAGCAGCAGAACUGGAAGAACAUGCUUCACCGUCGUGGGACGCACAACCUCAUGUGGAAAAGAAGGUGUUUGAUGGCGCUUCCAGACAUGCUGUUGGCAUCCUGCAAAUAAAAAAGUCGUGGUCAAGCGUCAAGUCGGAAAACGGGAAGGGACAUGAAGGCAGUCAGGAAAUCGAGAAUGUAAUUCCAAGCCUUCCCGAAAGUCGGACUACAAAAGGAAUGACAUCUCACAAUCACCCUCAUCAUGUAACCGUAAGAGGCACAGCCGAUUUCCCGCAGAGGAACAGCCCUGUUAUGAGGAUCCAGUCAAAAGAAGCUGCUGAACAUUUCCAAAAUGUGGGUGAGGAGGAGGUGGUUCAAGCUCAUGGAUCAAAAGAGGCAACCAGCUCAUUAGUUCAAAAUGUGCCAAGCGAAGGUGCCAACCAUACAGAAUCAGCCCAUCGAGACUCUCAGAGCGAUACCGAUCGCGGCCCCGAUGAUUCCCGCAGCCUUGGGACCAGCCGUCUGCUGUUUCACAUUACAGAUGGUGACAAUCCCCUCCUGUCACCUCGCUGCUCUAUCUUCAGUCAAAGCCAGAGAUACAACCUGGAUCCUGAGUCCGCGCCUUCUCCACCCAGCACUCAGCAGUUUAUGAUGCCAAGAAGCAAAUCAAGAAGUAAUUGUGAAGAUUCAAAAGAACCUCUAACAGUCGUCCAACUUACCAAACAAAUUCAAAAUCUCAAAAGGAAAAUAAGAAGAUUUGAAGAGAAGUUUGAACUGGAAAAAAAUUACCGCCCUUCCCACAGUGAUAAAACCUCCAAUUUAGAAGUCCUGAAAUGGAUGAAUGAUUUGGCAAAAGCACGCAAGCAGCUUAAAGAGCUUAAGCUAAAAUUGUCUGAGGAUCAAAAUGUCCCAAGGACAUCUCAAAGCAAUGUCCGUGAAGAGAGGUCCUUAGCGCCUGUUGUAGUAGAGCAGCACGGAGCCGCGAGUACCUCGAUGUCCUCUGUGGAGGAAACUGUUGAAACCGUCUGGAAAAGACUGAAGGAAAAGAGACAACUUCUCAAUCUCCCAGAAAAUCUGAAGGAUAUGACAAAAAAGCAAAUGAAUCUGGAAAAAAUCAGUCUUCAGAAAUGCCUUCUGUAUUUUGAGAAUAUUCAUGGACGACCUGCUACAAAGCAGGAGAGAAGCCUCAUGAAGCCUCUUUAUGACCGAUAUAGGAUUAUUAAACAGCUGCUGUCCACUGCAACUUUGAUUCCAACAAUACAUGAAGAAGAAGACUCAGAUGAUGACAAUAUACAACAUGGCAGUUGUUUACCUUUAAAAACAGAGGCAGAUGGCGUAACAGAUGAACAGCUUACAUAUUCGAGUGAUGACCUAGAACCCACUUACGUGUCUCCCCUAGAUGAGAAAAGGCCAGUAAGGCAACCGGCUCUGUCAAUGUCCAACCUGCAUGAGGCAUCAAUGCCUGAACUUCUUGAUCAUCUACGGGAGACCAGAGCUGACAAGAAAAGAUUACGAAAAGCUUUAAGAGAAUUUGAAGAUCACUUCUUAAGACAAACAGGAAGAAGCGUUCAGAAGGAAGACCGAAUACCAAUGGCUGAAGAGUACUGUGAAUACAAGCAGAUAAAAGCUAAGCUACGGCUGCUGGAGGUCUUGAUCAGCAAGCAAGAUGUUGCUAAAACAAUUUAGAGUCUGUGAAUACUUCUCAAGCAGUGUUCAUAGAAUAAUAUAAAUUACUGUGUUUCUGCACACCCAUGUAUGACACUGAAACUCUACUGCACUUUAAAUGUUAUACACUACCUGGUAGGGAUAACAGUAGCAAGAACCUUGAAGAAAGGGAUCGCUCCCUUCUUCAGCCUCCAAGAACAUCUGCUGAACGCCAUUAUGGUUACUAUUGCAUUUGUGAAAUCUUAGAAUGGGGCUAAUUUAAUAAGGCUUUUACCAUUGAUACAGAUGUUUUAAUUGUUUGUUUUUUAGUUCUUUGAAAAUUCAACAUCAGUUUUUUUUAAAAAAAAGAUCUAGAACUGAUACCCCAAAUUUUUUUUCUAUGAACUGCUUCAUUGUCUGAAGUGCCUUCGAUGUGUUGCAGACUCCCUAUAUAAAAGAUUUUAAAAAUUCUAUCAAA
Messenger RNA from Spea bombifrons (plains spadefoot toad), 2426 nucleotides. It is a transcript of the gene FAM13C, whose product is annotated as family with sequence similarity 13 member C. The coding region runs from base 173 to 1990 and encodes 605 amino acids. The transcript is spliced from 15 exons. Lineage: Eukaryota; Metazoa; Chordata; Amphibia; Anura; Pelobatidae. The record is from RefSeq and is a predicted model, not a curated record.